This is a messenger RNA of Scatophagus argus, 1215 nucleotides long. RefSeq names its product MAPK regulated corepressor interacting protein 2-like. Lineage: Eukaryota; Metazoa; Chordata; Actinopteri; Scatophagidae. The record is from RefSeq and is a predicted model, not a curated record. The transcript has 5 exons. The coding region runs from base 377 to 892 and encodes 171 amino acids.
GUGCGCUUUGACGGCGUGCGUGCGAUGUCUUAUGAAUGACGGCCGCCUGUACAGGUUAUGUGACAUUGUGGCAGUGCAGGACACCUCAGCAACUGUCUCGACCCAGCAGCAGAAAAGGCAGGUGAAAAGGAGGGAGGGGGGAUGUGCCCCGGCUGCUUGGUUUUACGCGGAGAGGAGGAGGAGGAGGAGGAGGAGGAGCGCGGCGCACGGUUCACGGCUCUCUGAGAGGUUAGGUUGCACGUGCCUCUUGUGAGCUCGGCGGCUCUGCGUCGGCUUCAAACCGACUCUCUGCGGCUGACAACAUUUCGCACGAUUUUUUUUUGCCGCACACCUUUGAGUGGGGAAUGUGUUGCCUUUCCAAGUAGGCCCGCACCACAUGCUUCUGCUGCUCCGGCUGGACUUACCGCCCGAAAGUGCCAAACUCAAAGUUUACAGGCGGCUUUUCGUGCGCAUGAUGUACACAAUUACAAGAGGACCAAGCAAACUGGUCACCCAGCGACGGACAGGGCCAACUCAGCAGCUUGACAACAAAAUCAACGACUUCAAGCAUAAGCAAACGUCCUGGACUUCGCCUGUCCUCCCUGCACCCAAGAUAGUUUUCAACCGUCUCAAUGGUAAGAAGUACCAUCACCCUGCACCGACACUCCCUGCAGACGACCAGCAGGAAGAGAGCUUCACUCCUGCGCACGAGGAAAACGUCAAGUUUGUCUAUGAAGCCUGGCAGGAGGUGCUGCAGCAGGAGCAGGGGCCCAGGCAGGGGCCAGAGGAGGCCCAGGGAGCAGUCCACUAUAAAGAAGCCACUCCCAGCACACAAAUGGACAACUUUGUCCCCAUAGAUCUGGACGAAUGGUGGGCCCAACGUUUCCUGGCCAAUAUAGACAAGCUGUCCUGACACUCAUCUGGGAUUUGCUGAUUUUGACGGACAGUCACGAGAGUGAGACCUGAAACAGGAUGGAUCACAGAAGCGAGGAAACCUGUGCAGGGUGUGUGACGGGGUCAAACUGUGAUUCAGAUGGAUGGACAGCGCUGGGACGCUAACAUGGAAACCACAGAGAAUGACUUCACUUGAACUCGGCAACCCAUCCGCCUCUCGGUACCCAGUGUGCCAUUGGAGGACACUGGAGGACAUCACCUUGAAGUUGACGCUUCUUUCAUGUUACUACACAACAGAGAUGUUGUGUUGUAAUGCAGUAAAAUUGUUUAAGAAGUUCGGUA